Trametes versicolor FP-101664 SS1 is the source of this 971-nucleotide messenger RNA. RefSeq lists its product as uncharacterized. The transcript is spliced from 3 exons. The record is from RefSeq and is a predicted model, not a curated record. The annotation marks the transcript as partial. NCBI's taxonomy places the organism in Eukaryota, Fungi, Basidiomycota, Agaricomycetes, Polyporales, Polyporaceae.
UACCUGCUGCGAAGCCGUUCUCCAUAGUGCGACCACAGCCUCGGGCCUUUAUCUUCUCAUCGACUGCUCAGUUGCCCCUCUCAACCUCCGCACGGUCCACAAGUAUCGCACGGUUCACAUCAAAGUACCCUCGGGACAAUUUCCGCCAUCGAACUGCGUGCGUACUUGCGUGAGCUACGCGAAUCAUGAUUGACCAGAACCCGAAUGUCUCGACAUCGAAUUCGCGUCCACAUGUGCGUUAGGAAAGCCGGCCGCUCCGUCUCUCCCGUCUUGCUUUCCGGCUACUCGCUGCUCCUGAACUGUCCCUGCCGACCCACAUACAAUCCUUCGCCUCACUGUCCUUUCGUUUCGUUUCUUAGCGGGCCUCGCUGCACUCCGAUCUUGAGAGGUCUUCACUAGUGGAUAGAUGGUCCUUAGUGGACGAUAGCGCAGGCUUACGACGACACCCUUGCCGUGCUGCUUCCCUUCCUCUCGAUUGUUGUCUCGCCCUUCUUUUGCGCCAUGCACCUCCCCCGAGGUCCUACUACACUGCUCCACCGCGCCUUCGGUGGUCCCUUCGGUGGGGGCUGUGGCGUAGGGUUCUUCCCUCCCUUUGGGGUGGAGUGUACCUCGACGACGACAACCACGAGCUCAACCACGUCGCCAGAGAAGACAACCACAAAGACGCAGAAGGCGCCUACAGCCACGAAAACAACAGUCAUCGUCUCCCCGACAGUCGUCACUUCCGUCGUAGUCGUGACGAGCGGGAAUACCAUCACUGCCGGAACGACAUUCACAUCGGGCACGACGGUCACCUCAGUAAUUACUCCGGCGCCUCCCCCAACUCCUGUGUCGAGUGAUACGAGCUUACCGACCUCAUCCGAUGGCUCUGCAACGGGAGACCCCUCGUCAGUGCCCUCGUCUUCGCCCGUAUCAUCCGACGUUCCACAACCAACCGCAAUCCCCAAUCAGACGAUCACGGACACCGAAAC